UUCAACGUGAUGACAAUGCCAGAGUUAUAUAAGACAGAAACUACCCACAUUAGCCGUUUAUGAAUACGGUCUUUUAAACGUUUGCUUCAAACGUUAGCUGAGCUAGCAUGUGACGUUAUAUCGCCUCUAUAGCAUGUUAUAGCUAGCUUUUAUGACUACUGUAGGCUAGAAGGUUAGCUAAAGUGAGCAUUGUAACAGUUUAUAUGUAAACGUGACGUGUUGUCUGGAUGAUAGGUUAGUUAGCUGAAAUCACGGAGCUUUUGUUAAGUUAUUGGAUAACAACGCGACUCAGUCUCGGACUCUAACUAAUUUAGAGCGCUAAGGCUAACAUUAGCAUAAUAAGCUAGCUCAUGCAGCUAGUAUUUAUUAACAGUAACUAAAGAUAGUUAGAUAGCACAAAGCGAUCCCUAACUAAUGCUGCAAGUUUAACGACUGUGAACACUGUCUUCUACUGGAAAUAAGCAUGUUAUAGGUUAUACAGCAAACCCUCUUUGGAUGGUUUACGAGGCUAAAAUAAAGGCUAAUUUAAAGGCCAACAUCUCAUUGAAUGAUUUUCUGCCCUGUGUGUUCAGGUGCAUGUCAGUGAGCGAUGAGCGAACUCCACCCACCUGAUUGAAGCUGCUCUCAGACAUGACAAGAGGAUGACUGAGAAUGGAGAGCACAGCCCGAUCCACCGGUCCUGUGAAGUUUCAAAAGUCAAGACCUCCUCAGUAGAUCCCAAAUCCUGCAAGAACCAUAAUGAGGCCCUUAAACUCACUGCUAGAAAGGCCGAGGGAGAGAUCAGUCCAUACCAGCCUCGGCCACCCUUACUACCCAGGCUGUCAAAGUCCAGCAAAAGUGUCUCAGCGGAGGAGACCGUGAGAGCCAGGAGGCUGAGAAACAGCCAGGAGAGUCUGAGUGACCCGGUUGAGACCGGCUCCUCCACAGACUCGCUUAAAGAGGACCAAACAGCUCCAGGUGGGUUUGUUCUCAGCGAUGACGCCCCCAUCCGGACUGACCAGGACUCCGACGUGAGACUCCUCUCUGCUGUCACGACGGGAUCCCCAGUCUUCUGGGACAGAGGUAGCAGUCUCUCCGAGUAUGAAAGGAGGCCCCACAGUCAGCAGAGCGACCCCACGGACCACCGAGCGGGGCCCACCAAGCUGCGUCUGUCUCCGGUGCAACCCACAGGGACUCUGCCCGCUCUGGAGAAGAGCUUUGCGUCAGCCCCUUUGAGGGCUGCUAAUAGGAUUGACAGGGAUUGUUUGGAUUACGCCGUGUUGGCGAGAGAGAAACUCGGGGAGAGACUCCACAGGAACCUGAGCGACAGCCGGCUUCUGGAGAACAUGGGGUCGGAUAGUGCCUCUGUCAACUCCAUGAGGUCCAGCUACAGCGUGCUCAGCCCCAUCAGACCGCAGGACGUGAGGAACAGGAGCUUUCUGGAGGGCAGCGUGCUGGGGAGCGGUGCCUUGCUCGGGGCUGAGGAGCUGGACCGCCACUUCCCCGACAGGAGAAUGAGCGUCUACGUAGCCACUUGGAACAUGCAGGGAGAGAAGGGGCUUCCAACAAACUUAGAUGAUCUCCUCCUUCCAACGGAUUCUAAAUUUGCACAAGACUUUUAUAUCAUUGGGGUCCAGGAGGGCUGUCCUGACAAAAAGGAGUGGGAGACCCGUCUCCAGGAGACUCUGGGCCCUUACUACGUCAUGCUAUAUGCAGCAUCACAUGGGGUUUUGUAUCUCACUGUAUUUGUCAGAAGAGACCUCAUCUGGUUCUGCUCAGAGGUGGAGCAUGCCACGGUCACAACCAGGAUCAUCUCUAAGAUCAAGACCAAAGGGGCUGUGGGAAUCGCCCUCACCUUUUUUGGCACUUCCUUCCUCUUCAUCACAUCUCAUUUUACCUCCGGAGAUGCCAAAGUUUACGAGAGAGUACUAGAUUACAACAAGAUCAUCGAGGCUCUAGCUCUUCCCAAAGGCCUUCCAGACACCAACCCAUAUCGCUCCACAGCAUCUGACGUCACCACAAGAUUCGACCAGGUUUUCUGGUGUGGAGAUUUUAACUUCCGGCUGUGCAAAGACCGGGUCGACGUGGAGGCCAUCAUGAACCGCACAGUGGGCGGAGACAUGGGCCCUCUGUUGGAGCAUGACCAGCUCUCCAAGGAGAUGAAGGACGGUUCAAUCUUUAAAGGUUUCCAAGAGGCACCGAUACACUUCCUCCCCACGUACAAGUUUGACAUCGGCUGUGAUAUCUACGACACAACUUCUAAACAGAGAACGCCUUCGUACACAGACAGGAUCUUGUUCAGGAGCCGGCAGGCUGAUGACAUAAAAGUGGUCAAGUACACCAGCUGCUCCAGCAUCAAGGCCUCAGACCACCGGCCCGUCGUCAGCGUCUUCCAGGUCAAACUCAGGCCAGGCAGAGACAAUAUUCCACUGGGUGCGGGACAGUUCGACAGAGAAGUGUACUUGGAGGGCAUCAGGAGGAGGAUCACCAGAGAGCUGAAGAGGAAGGAGGCCAUGAAGAACCAAAGCAGCAGCAGCAGCAGCAUCUGCACCAUCUCCUGAACCCUUAAAAACAAACUCUCCAGUCCGGAGUGGGUUGAACUGUGCCAGAAACUGGAAUGUAAAACCAGGCGGGGGGAACAAAGGACCAAAAGGAAACCAGAGUUGUCUUAACUACACAGAGCCCAGUGCUGGUUGUGACUGAGCAGAGUGCGCCCUGUUGGUCAUUGUUGGGAACUGUCUGUGUGUGGCUGUACCUGAGAGCAGGGACCUUGAGGUCAGACACAGAGGUUUGCAGACUCAGUCUGGCCUUUAUUUAUUCAGCCCCCCUCCACUCAAACAUGACGACUGAAGGGGGGGGUGGGGGCUGCUGCCGUCGUGGCUUACUCUUCAGUCACAUGCUCCGGUGUGCACUGAUCUAACCUUAAAGGCUCCGUUACUGCAUUCGUUCUCCAAUUUUCUUUUUUUUUUUAGGUGUUUCUGAAGCAUCAGGAACCACGAUGUUACGUUUUCCUGUUUUCAGAUGCCUUGUGAAUUUGUCAUCAAAUAUAAACGUAAAAUGAAUACAAACAAUUGCAUUUGGUGGCACAUUGAGGUGCACUUUUUAAAUAGAAUUUCGGCGUCUGCCAUUGGUCGAUUUUGACUUGAAUUUAGUUCUAAGCUUGUUUUGUAGGAGGGAGACGAUAUACGCCUGAGCACUUCAGUCAGGAGGUUGUUACUUGUUACACGCUACUGUUGAAUUUCAGGAAGAACAAAUGUAUUUGAUAGCUUAUAUUUAACUAUUUCGCAGGAACUCACAAACUAUAAAAACGCCUGUCACUACCUUUUCUCUUAUGGGGCCAAGUGAUCCUUUUCAACUUUAACUGUAACUCGAUGCCUUACCUUUCAUCUCCAGUUUACAUGUACUGUAUGUAAAUUACCAUUUUAAUGAAUACUGCAUUCCCAGCAUGAAGAAUAGUCUGCUCUAUAAAGUGCCUGUCAGUGUUGUUUUUAUUUCCAUAAGACCUUUUAACUAUCUGCAUAUUUUUAUAAGUCACUCUAAUGUAACAUCACAAAAUAAAAGUUUGAAAACUGACUUUGUUUGUUGGCUAAAUUUUGUACAAAACUAUUUAUUUAUCCUGUUG
Messenger RNA from Anarrhichthys ocellatus (wolf-eel), 3601 nucleotides. It is a transcript of the gene inpp5e, whose product is annotated as inositol polyphosphate-5-phosphatase E. The coding region runs from base 642 to 2540 and encodes 632 amino acids. The record is from RefSeq and is a predicted model, not a curated record. NCBI's taxonomy places the organism in Eukaryota, Metazoa, Chordata, Actinopteri, Perciformes, Anarhichadidae. Gene Ontology annotation, biological process: phosphatidylinositol dephosphorylation. Gene Ontology annotation, molecular function: phosphatidylinositol-4,5-bisphosphate 5-phosphatase activity; inositol-polyphosphate 5-phosphatase activity. Gene Ontology annotation, cellular component: Golgi apparatus; nucleus; axoneme. The transcript has 10 exons.